Molecule: messenger RNA, 1240 nt
Organism: Mustela lutreola (European mink)
Lineage: Eukaryota; Metazoa; Chordata; Mammalia; Carnivora; Mustelidae
Gene: AGA
Product: aspartylglucosaminidase
Exons: 9
Coding region: 39-1079 (346 amino acids)
Biological process (GO): protein deglycosylation
Cellular component (GO): lysosome
Molecular function (GO): N4-(beta-N-acetylglucosaminyl)-L-asparaginase activity
Source: RefSeq, a predicted model, not a curated record
CCGGCAUCACGGGCGCCGUCUCCGGCGGGCGCGCGGCCAUGGCGCGGCCGGGGAGCCCUGCCCCGCUGCUGCUGCUGCUCCUGCUGGGCGCGGGGCUCGCGCACCGCUCCGGCCCCCUGCCCCUGGUCCUCAACACUUGGCCUUUUAAGAAUGCAACCGAAGCAGCAUGGAGGACGUUAGCCUCUGGAGGCUCUGCCCUGGAUGCGGUUGAGCAGGGCUGUGCCGUGUGUGAGCGGGAGCAGUGUGACGGCACCGUGGGCUUUGGAGGGAGUCCCGAUGAGCUCGGAGAAACCACACUGGACGCCAUGAUCAUGGACGGCACGACUAUGAACGUAGGAGCGGUAGGAGAUCUCAGGAGAAUUAAAAACGCAAUUGGUGUGGCUCGGAAAGUGCUGGAACAUACAGCACACACGCUGUUGGUGGGAGAGUCAGCCACCAAGUUUGCGGAAAGUAUGGGGUUUAUCAAUGAGGACCUAUCUACCGCUGCUUCUCGAGCCCUUCACUCAGACUGGCUUGCUCGAAACUGCCAGCCAAACCACUGGAGGAAUGUUGUACCGGAUCCUUCAAAAUACUGUGGGCCUUACAAGCCACCUGGUAUCUUAAAGCAAGAAGGUCCUACCCAUAAAGAAACAGGAGAUAAUUACGGUCAUGAUACAAUUGGCAUGGUCGUAGUCCAUAAGAUGGGACAUACUGCUGCUGGUACAUCUACAAACGGUAUAAAAUUCAAAAUACCUGGUCGAGUAGGAGAUUCGCCAGUCCCCGGAGCGGGCGCCUACGCGGAGGACAGCGCGGGAGCGGCUGCAGCCACCGGCGACGGCGACAUUCUGAUGCGCUUUCUUCCCAGCUACCAAGCUGUAGACUAUAUGAGAAGAGGGGAAGAUCCAACCGUAGCCUGCCAGAAAGUGAUUUCCAGAAUUCAGAAGUAUUUUCCAAACUUCUUUGGGGCCGUGAUAUGUGCCAAUGUCACUGGAAGUUAUGGUGCUGCUUGCAGUAAACUUCCCACAUUUACUCAGUUCAGUUUCAUGGUUUAUAAUUCUCUGAAAAACCAGCCAACUGAAGAAAAAGUGGACUGCAUCUAAUCCAUCUUUUCCGUCGGCAUCUCUAGAAUAAAGAGGAAAGCAACAAAGGCGGAAAAGGUGACUCACUGUCCUCGGGUUCUACGCCUCACGCAUCCGACCUUCCUUGUGUAGAACAGGCACAAAAAUAAAUGUGUGCUGAAGCAGCACUUUCCCUUUCUGCA